AUGGGCAACCCCGCCGGAGUAGCUGCGAUCCUCGCAGUCGUCUUCCGCCCGUCGUUGGUGAUUCCGCACGUCCAAGUGCCCGACAUCCGUCAUCUCGACUGGGACGCGCUCCACGCCAACGGCGUGCGCUUCCUCGUCUUUGACAAAGACAACUGCCUCACAGCACCGCACUCCGACGUGCUUGAGUCAACCAUCGCAGAAGCGUGGCAACGCUGUCAGCGCGUGUUUGGACGAGAAAACAUCCUCAUCGUCAGUAAUUCGAGCGGUUCCUCGGACGAUCCCUCUGGCUUGGGAGCUGAGUCGCUCAGCCGCGCUCUCAAUGUCCCUGUAUUGUGUCACAGAUACAAGAAACCCGCCAUGGGAUGCGCCACUGAAGCGCUGGAAUACUUUGUCGCGCUGUCUCACGAUCGAGAGACCACACUUGCUCAGGCGCAGCACAUGCCGCCCGGUUCCGGCUCGAUCGAAGCAGGUCCCAGUCGACAGACCAAACAGUACCUACGAGAGAGGCGGAAAGCGUUAAAGUCGCAGGUGCCAGCGGACGAGAAUGGGUAUGGGAGCAUCCUGCUCGUCGGCGACCGAACUAUGACUGAUGUGGUCGUCGCACACCGAAUGAACGACGAGCUCUCGCGCAGGAGGAGAAAGCUAGGAAUUGACACUGCGGAGCCAGCAAAGACAUCCAUACCAGCUGCGCAGUGCAUCUCGGUGCUGACGACAGGCAUCUGGGCGUACGAAGGCCGGCUAAACGCCAUGAUGCGUAAACUCGAAUCGCGCGUCACAUCAUACCUCAUCACCAAGGGCUUCCAGCCGGGCCAACCGGGUCUGCUGUCCCUGUACAAGACUACGUCCAUCUCGCCGGUGGACUGGCAGACGCUUGCUGCUGCAUCCGAUGUACAAGCGGCGAAGAUGACUACGAGUCCUUUGGAAGACAACGAGGCGCGCUUCGCCUACACGGGUGAACGUGUACCAGCAGCAUCACCGGUCGAGCCAAGCCUCGGCGUGCUACUUAUCGCAGCACUCGUUCGGCCUCUACCGCCGCGCAUCGCCUCUCUCGUUGUUCGGGUGCUGAGCAGUCGACCCCUCGUAUGGGUCUCGACCAAUCUGCGGGAUGGUUGGAACGUUAUGAUCAAAGGCCUGGAAUUUGGCGUUCGCGAAGCAGGUAUUCAACCGCAGCCUCGACACGGCAGAAGAACGAUCCUCGCCGUCACAUCUGCAGAGACGUCGACACUCGCAUCUCCGUCUUCAACCGCACUCCGUCCAUCGAUUCGCUCUGGAGUUCAAUUGGACGAAGUGGCACCGAAGAGCAAAGCCGACAUCAAGAAGGACGAACUCUCAGCGUCACUCGCCGACUAUAUCGAGUCGCGCAUUCCACAACUCACCUCCUCUUUGCCUGCCGCCCAACAGCUCCGCAACCGCUUGUCGACAACACUGCCCCCCUCCUUUUCAGCACAAACCUUCCUUCACCGCUUCAGCCCACGCUCAUCCACAUCUAGCUCCACGCCUGCUCCGCCUCAACGUACGCUCACCACCUCAGCCGUGCUGCGUCAAACUCCUCCACCUGGUUCUUCUGCGGGCGCACGACCCCGACUACCCCGGCGCAACUGGAUCGCGGCGUUUACGGCGCUCGCAAUCGUUCCGGCGAGCUACUACGCCGGCAUGCGACUGCACGACUUGAAGGAUGCGAAGGCUGUGGACCCGACGCAGCCACUUCUGUCCACGCCGGCUGCGCCCACAGCUGCGUUGCAUGAGCAGCACCAACUGCGCGAUGCAGAGUUGCUGCGUGAGACGAAUCGUAAUACGUCGAGGGCGUUGGUGAAGGCUCAGGCUCAGCGCAAACGAGAACUCGAACUGACGCUCUUCCACCUGGUGCGAGAGCGCGAGGAUGUACUCGACAAGCUGGAGCGUGUUCACCAGCGUCGACUCGAAUCGUGA
Messenger RNA from Sporisorium graminicola, 1929 nucleotides. RefSeq lists its product as uncharacterized. Gene Ontology annotation, molecular function: phosphatidylglycerophosphatase activity. Lineage: Eukaryota; Fungi; Basidiomycota; Ustilaginomycetes; Ustilaginales; Ustilaginaceae. Bases 1 to 1929 code for a protein of 642 amino acids. The record is from RefSeq and is a predicted model, not a curated record. The transcript is spliced from 2 exons.